Messenger RNA from Monosiga brevicollis MX1, 1946 nucleotides. RefSeq lists its product as uncharacterized. The coding region runs from base 184 to 1743 and encodes 519 amino acids. The record is from RefSeq and is a predicted model, not a curated record. Gene Ontology annotation, biological process: sterol metabolic process. Gene Ontology annotation, molecular function: oxidoreductase activity, acting on paired donors, with incorporation or reduction of molecular oxygen; monooxygenase activity; heme binding. NCBI's taxonomy places the organism in Eukaryota, Choanoflagellata, Craspedida, Salpingoecidae. The transcript has 9 exons.
GCACAGCGCGUGUACGGGUCCCUGCCCGCCCGUCUGCCCGUCCGCCUUGGACAUCACACAUGUGAUCGUGCCUGCCCACCUGCAUUCUCGGAUAUAUCAUCUGCCACUCACGACCCACACACACACACACACUCUCUCUCUCUCUCUCUCUGGUGUGUGCUUGUCCAACACAGCCUGAUCGCCAUGGACAAGUUGCCGGCGGCCGUUGUGCCGUAUGCGGAGGCUGCCCAAGAGGCCCUCGUUUCCCUCCAUGAGACCCUUGGUCGUCCCUCCACCACCACCUACCUGGCCACCUCUGCCGUCGCCCUCGGUAUCUGGAAGUACAUCCGCGGCAAUUACCUCCGCCCUGCCAAGGCACCCCCAAAAGUUCCGUCUCAGGUCCCAUGGCUCGGUUGCAUCUUUGCCUUUGGCCAGAGCCCCAUUGAGUUUAUGAUUGACUGCUACAAGAAGUAUGGCCCCGUCUACUCCUUUGUCAUGUUCGGCACCGAGGUGACCUAUCUCCUUGGUUCCGAGGCCUCAUCCAGGUUCUGGAGCACUCACAACGAUGUCCUCAACGCAGAAGAUCUCUACGCCAACAUUACCGUGCCCGUUUUCGGCGAAGGUGUCGCCUAUGCCGUCGAACACAAGAUCUUCUCCGAGCAGAAGCAAAUGGCCAAGGAGGGUCUCACCAUUGACCGCUUCAAGGCCUACACGAGCAUGAUCGAGAAGGAGACCAACGGUUUCAUCGAACGCUGGGGUCAGACUGGCACCAUCGACUUUUUCGAUAACAUGGCCCGCAUGAUCAUCUACACCGCCACCCGCUGCCUCCACGGCAACGAGACCCGUGAGGACUUUGACGAAGACGUUGCCAAGCUGUAUCACGCGCUGGAUGGUGGUUUUACCCCCCAAGCUUGGUUUUUCCCUCCUUGGUUGCCCCUCCCCAGCUUCCGUCGCCGUGACCGUGCUCAUCGCGAGCUCAAGGAGCGCUUCUACAAGAUCAUUGACCGUCGUCGCCAAAAGGCUGAGGAAGGCACCCAGACUGAUUUGAUGCACACGUUCAUGACGACCCCCUACAAGAACGUGGAAGACGGUCGCCACCUGACUACGGAUGAGGUCUCUGGUAUGAUGAUUGCCCUUCUCAUGGCCGGUCAGCACACCAGCUCCACCGUCUCGUCAUGGUUGACCUGCUUCAUCACCACGACCCCCGGUCUGGAGGAGAAGCUCUACCAGGAGCAAGUCGAGCUCUUCAAGCGCCGCCCAGGACCCCUCAGCUACGAGCACAUUAACGAAAUGCCUCUCCUCUGGGCUUGCAUCCGCGAAACGCUCCGCCUCCGCCCCCCGAUCAUGAGCAUUAUGCGCCGUGCCCGUGAGGACUACAAGGUCACCGUCAACGGCGUCGAAUACGUUAUCCCCAAGGGCUCGCAGGUUUGCGUGAGCCCCACCGUGAACGGCCGUCUUGAGGACGAGUGGGAAGACCCCAACACCUUCAACCCUUACCGCUUCCUCAAGGAGGAGGACGGCAAGCUCGUCGUCACCGAAGGUGAACAGAUCACCAAGGGUGGAAAGUUCAAGUGGGUGCCUUUCGGCGCCGGUCGUCAUCGUUGCAUUGGUUUCGGCUUUGCGCAAGUACAGAUUCGCUGCAUCAUGAGCACCAUCCUCCGCAAGUACAAGUUGGAGAUGGUUUCGGGCAAGCUCCCGCCAAUCAACUACACCACCAUGAUUCACACGCCGACCGAGCCCAUUGUUCGCUACACCCGCCGAUAAGCGCUCGGUGCAUCCGGUCGGCGGCCCGUGUCUCAAGCCCAGCCCCCGCUGAGUGCGGUGCCCCGUUUUUUGUCUAGCUGUUUCGGUUAUUGUUUUCGUCCCCCAUCUUCUUCGUCGCCUUCCCAUCUCCUUUUCCUCUUCUGCUGACCUUGCAUGUGGUACCGUCUCUGGUGUUGUCGAGCCAUGUACGGCAUCAACACUCU